AUGACAACGGCAGAAGAGAGCCUAGCGGCUUUCAGGGAUAAGAAGCAACGCUACUUUGAGUCUACCGAGCUCGGUCGAUCACGACCGGACCAGAGUUCGAGGACACCAUCCGGAACAUGUGGCAGCAGGAACAAGAUACCGGUCGAUUGGAGGGGGCCAGGGAAGUCAGGAAGCUUCACGGACUACGGGAGAGCUGCACGGCGCCGCCUGGCUGAGCAUGGCUUCCACGAGGCCUUUCGACUGCUCAAGGACCCUCGGCGGCAAGAUGAGCGGGCGACGUCGAUCGAGUACCUCGGGUUCGAAUACUGGUGGCUGGAUGCAGACGCCAAAACUGUCCAGCGUCACAAGCCGUCGCAUGACGCUGCCUGGGAAGAGCUUGUGCAAUUCGGAGUCCUGGAAGCUAGCGCGGAGGACUUGUUCACACAUUUGGCUGGUGAACCCGACCAGCAAACCACACCACGGGAUGAAGCCAUCCAGCACUUUAUGCGACAGACAAGGGCGUACCGUGAUGCCACGGUAGUCGAGUCUAGCCAAUCUCUACGGAUCCAGUGGGCUUUGAGUCAGAUACCGGCCGCAACCAAGCCAAUCGCGAGGACGGGAAAGCGACGGCUUCAGGAGGAUGAGGAUGCCCUGGACGAGGCCGUGGAGCAGCGGCCGGCCGCGAAGAAGCAGAGAACGGAGCCGGAGCGGAAACAGGAUGGAGGAGUCUCGGCGGGAAAGGGCAACGGCUGCACGGAGGCGGAACACGAAUCAGGCGUCGGGGCUCUUGACGCUGACAAGCCCCUCAUGGGAGCUCAAGGGGGGGAGACGCAGCACUUGUAUAAAGCAUGCCAAAGAACGGGGUAA
This is a messenger RNA of Lasiosphaeria miniovina, 846 nucleotides long. RefSeq lists its product as uncharacterized. The record is from RefSeq and is a predicted model, not a curated record. The transcript has 2 exons. The coding region runs from base 1 to 846 and encodes 281 amino acids. NCBI's taxonomy places the organism in Eukaryota, Fungi, Ascomycota, Sordariomycetes, Sordariales, Lasiosphaeriaceae.